Molecule: messenger RNA, 696 nt
Organism: Rotaria socialis
Lineage: Eukaryota; Metazoa; Rotifera; Eurotatoria; Philodinida; Philodinidae
Source: the annotation of a GenBank genome assembly
AUGAGCCAAAGUCGAAAUCGGAGUCACGAUAGAAGUGCAUCAAGAUCUCCAUCAAAAUCGAAAUCAAGAUCACGCUCAAAAUCAGGUUCACUUUCGUCAACAUCAUCUGGUCGUGCAGCAAAAUCACGGGAUUGGAACGGUGAAUCAGGUUACCGUUUACAUGUUUCUCCACUUAAUCCACGAACAACACGUCGCGAUAUUGAAGAAAUCUUUUCAAAAUAUGGUCAAAUUAAUGAAGUCUGGAUGGCAACCAAUCCACCAUGUUUUGCUUUUGUCAAUUUUAAACAUCGUGCUGACGCUGAAGAAGCAAUACAAGCAAUGGAUGGAAAAACGAUUGAUAAUUCUCGAGUUGGUAUUUCGUUUGCACGUAAACGAACAAUAGGUGGCCGUCGUGGUGGCGGCGGCGGUGGUGGCGGUUCGUAUGGUAACGGUGGUGAUCGUUAUUCACGUGGAAAUCGUGAUUCACCACGCUAUCGUCGUCGUUUUUCGCCUCGGGAUGAUGGUCGCGAUAGAUACAAUGAUCGCCGACGACGAUAUUCACGAUCGCGUAGUCCAGUCCAGCAUAAGCGUGAUUAUCGCCCACGAUCAAGAUCAGCAUCACCAAAACCACGUCGUAAUCGCCCAUCAUCACGAGAUCGUUCACCACAACAACAAGCAGCAAAUGUUGUUCAUCGAUACAAGGAAAAUGAUGAUUAA